AUGGAUGUUGCGUCAUUGAAGCUUCCCCUUGAAAGUCAAACUUACACUUCCUCGUUAUUAAUGGAGCAAUCACGACCUGAAGAUAUGAACGGAAAUGAGCAUAUUAUUCACAUAACUGGGAGUAGUGAUGCCUCCUCAUCUAGCUUGCCACAUGGUAGAUCUUUAAAUAGCUUAAAUGCAUCACAGCAAGAAGACAGACCUUCAACUAGUCCAAGAGCACCCACAUUUCAACCUUCAAUUUUUUCCUCUAAUGGAUCAAACUCUAGGAACAAUGCAACAGGAAGGAGAGGGGAUACUCGCCGCCGCAGAAGUCCGUUGAAUUCUGGAUUAUGGAUAUCUAUUGAACUGGUUCUUACUGUGAGCCAAAUUGUUGCAUCUGUUGUUGUUUUGUCCUUGUCAAGGCAUGAGCAUCCUCGCACUCCAUUGUUUGCAUGGAUUGUUGGUUAUGCAUCUGGAUGUGUUGCUAUUCUUCCUCUUCUGUAUUGGCGCUAUUGUCACCGCAACCAGGUUUCAGAACAAGAUUCUGCUCAAGCCCGUCACAGUUCUCAGAUUAAUGUACCAGCAAGACCAUUUUCUCUUUCUGUUUCUAGGACUUCUGAAGGAGAUCUUCAGACUACCACUGCAUCUUCUAGAAGCAGUCAAAGUUCGGAAGUACUAAGCAGAAGAGUCAAGGUACUUGUGGAAUACUUUAAGAUGGCAUUGGAUUGUUUCUUUGCGGUUUGGUUCGUAGUUGGCAAUGUUUGGAUUUUUGGUGGGCACUCAUCUGCCAGUGAGGCUCCUAACCUAUACAGGUUAUGUAUAGUAUUUCUUACAUUUAGUUGUAUCGGAUACGCCAUGCCUUUCAUUUUGUGCGCAACAAUCUGCUGUUGUCUUCCUUGUAUAAUAUCUGUCCUUGGAUUUCGAGAAGACCUGACACAGGCACGAGGAGCCACACCUGAAUCAAUUAAUGCUCUGCCAACAUACAAGUUCAAGUUAAAGAAAAACAAAAAUAGUGACAAUAGAGAUAGCAGCAGCGCAGGUGUCUCUGAAGGUGGUGUUGUGGCUGCAGGAACUGAGAAGGAGCGUGUGAUCUCUGGAGAGGAUGCGGUUUGUUGCAUCUGCUUGGCAAAAUACUCAAACAAUGAUGAGCUGAGAGAGUUGCCAUGUUCUCAUUUUUUCCACAAGGAGUGUGUGGAUAAGUGGUUGAAGAUCAAUGCAUCUUGUCCCCUUUGCAAAAGCGAGGUUGGUGAGAGCAUUUUGGGCUCUCUCUCCGCGAUCAGUGGCACUCAGCAACGCAGUGAUAGUAGGGUAGGCAAUGAAGUGGCCAACACUAUGUUUUAG
Prunus armeniaca (apricot) is the source of this 1320-nucleotide messenger RNA. NCBI's taxonomy places the organism in Eukaryota, Viridiplantae, Streptophyta, Magnoliopsida, Rosales, Rosaceae. The record is from the annotation of a GenBank genome assembly.